Vitrella brassicaformis is the source of this 890-nucleotide messenger RNA. The record is from the annotation of a GenBank genome assembly. Lineage: Eukaryota; Vitrellaceae.
UCAGGCAAACAUGAUUUGUGUGGCUGCAUGGACAGAUGUCGGUCCGGUACCGCAUUCGAAAGCCCGUCAUGCCGCUCUCGCGUCAUACAUCACCAGAGCACAUCCACAAGCCAUUGAACCCACAGUCACUGCUAAUACUAAAUGCCUCUCUGCCUCUCAAUAAGCCACCCAGCGUCCCUCCCUCCCUCUCCCAGCCGCCCACUCAUCCAAGGACCCCAUCGAACACAUACAUCUACACGUCCCAGAAUAUGGGUUUGACGUUCUUCCUUCUGGCUCUUUUGAGCCGCAGGUUAUUGAGCUUGAUGACGAUCUUCCGGUGCUUCCGCAGAAACUGACGGUACUCGGUGAACGUGGCAUUCUCUAUCCCCUGCAGGAAAAGGCAGACACCAACCCACCCGCCACACACACACACACCGAUGACGCCUGUGUGCCUGUCAUAAGUCUCGUGUUUGCGUGUGUGUGUCUGACCUGUCCGUAGACGAACAUGAGCGACAGUUCGCCAUAGGUCUUGCUGGGCUUGUCCAUGCCCCACAGCCAGUCGGGGUAGCAGUGGUCAGGCAGCAGCUUCGGGUCGCUCUUCUCGAUGAAAAUGUUGAACAGCUGACCGCUCGUCGGCUCAGACGGCGCAGCGGCGCCCUUGUCCGCAGCUGCCUCGGCCUUCUUUUUCUUGGGCGCAAGGGACAUCGGGCUCCGGGCAAAGCCGCUGAUGAAGCGGGCGGCCGGUGGGCGGCAGAUGGGGGGAGGGGGCGAACAGGCUGUCAAUUCGCAUACUGCGUGGCAGACGGCUCUCCGCAGCGCCAUGAUCUACUUUAGGACACAAGACAAGCUUGUGUGAGUGCACCCACUCGGUCAGGCUGCGAGGGGGGGUGAGGUCGGAAAGUUGGGAGCGU